Prunus armeniaca (apricot) is the source of this 252-nucleotide messenger RNA. The record is from the annotation of a GenBank genome assembly. Lineage: Eukaryota; Viridiplantae; Streptophyta; Magnoliopsida; Rosales; Rosaceae.
AUGAUGGGGGGUGUUGUUGGGAGGAGUGUUCCUGAAACUCCAGGCCUGAGUGGCCUUGACUUGAAGAAGCUUGAUGAAGUGCUUGGUGCUAUGGUGGACAAACUAAGGGCUGUGUGGACUUUGUUCAGAGCUCCAGAUUUUGACCAGUUCAGAAUCCUGAUGCCUUCUUCAAAAUGCAACCUUUGCUUACCCAAGUCGCAUGAGUCAAACCCCACUUGGCCCCAACAUGAUAAUCUCUGGAACAAUGGUUGA